Messenger RNA from Danaus plexippus (monarch butterfly), 1131 nucleotides. RefSeq names its product pro-resilin-like. Gene Ontology annotation, cellular component: extracellular matrix. NCBI's taxonomy places the organism in Eukaryota, Metazoa, Arthropoda, Insecta, Lepidoptera, Nymphalidae. Bases 119 to 964 code for a protein of 281 amino acids. The transcript has 7 exons. The record is from RefSeq and is a predicted model, not a curated record.
CACAUCUCCAGCAUCAUUGAGAACACAACAACAUAUCCAGUAACAGCGGCUCUAACAACGACUCAUCAUAUAUUAACAGAACGUACAAGUUCACCGAACCAAGGAUUCCUUUGACAAAAUGAAGUGUUUCAUAGUGUGCUCGUUACUCGUGGUGUCGUGUUUGGCGGAGCCACCAGUUAAUAACAGGUAUCUUCCUCCACAAGCGAGGAACGCGUCUCCCUCUCAGAGUUAUGGUGUUCCCGGAUUCAAUCAGAGACAGACUGAAGCUGUCUUCAGAGGACGUCCUUCAUCUGCCUACGGACCACCUGCAAGCAUCCGGCAACCAAACUCUCAAUACGGACUACCCAAAACUCCUUCCUCUCAGUAUGGAGCACCGAACAACCAAUAUCAAGGACAAAAGCAAGCACCCACCGGCCAAUACUUACCACCAACCAGCCAAUAUCAAGCUUCGGUGAAUCAAUAUCCAGCUCCGAACCAAUACCAAGCACCAAAAGCACAAUACUUGCCGCCUGUAAACCAAUACCAAGUUCCUUCCACUCAAUACGGUGUACCAGAUCAGUCUGGACCCAAUGGUCUCUCUCAAGUAUAUGGAGUCCCUGGAUUUGAAAGAAGUGUCGGUGACAACAAACAUGACAACCAGCAAAGCAGACAGUACCUCCCUCCCAGUGCUCGCGGAUAUGAUGAUGGAAGCAGUGGAGAGCCCGCAAACUACGACUUCGAAUACAUGGUCCAGGACGCCCCCUCCGGCAACGACUUCGGACACCGAGAGUCACGACGAGGGGACCGCGCUGAGGGAGUCUACUACGUCGUCUUAUCUGAUGGAAGGAAACAGACUGUUGAAUAUGAAGCCGACCAGGACGGUUUCAAGCCCAGGAUCUCCUACGAGGACAUUGGCGCCGGAUCAGGCUACGACAGUAACAGACAAGCGGAUUACAGCAACGAUUAUAUCAACGGACCUUAUUGAAAACACCAAACAAUAAAGAAAAAUCUAAAGCUUGCUUAGAGAACUUUAUGACAAUUUGUACAUGUUAUCUUUUACUUUAGUGGGUAAUGUAAACUGGUUUAUUUAAUAAUUAAGUAGGUUCCUAUAUAUUACCAUCUUAAAAUAUUUUGAGAAAUAGUCAUUAUGUU